Molecule: messenger RNA, 765 nt
Organism: Juglans regia (Persian walnut)
Lineage: Eukaryota; Viridiplantae; Streptophyta; Magnoliopsida; Fagales; Juglandaceae
Product: isoprene synthase, chloroplastic-like
Exons: 4
Coding region: 1-765 (254 amino acids)
Molecular function (GO): terpene synthase activity
Source: RefSeq, a predicted model, not a curated record
AUGGGCAACUCCGAUGUUUUGCCAGUACUGCGGCCACUACGUCCCGGCCAUUCAGAAGUCCAAAGAAAAUCUGCCAAUUGCCAAACAAGCACUUGGAGUUACGAUUUUGUGCAGUCCUUAAGGAAUGAUUAUUAUGUACUGGAUCAUCAUGAACUACAAAAUAAGGUGAAGAAGGUGGUGGACGAAGACGUGAGGAGUAUGAUCAAUAAUAAUGAAAAUCCAGACUUAUUGGCAAAACUCGAACUGAUUGAUGAGGUUCAACGAUUAGGCUUGGGUUACCGCUUUGAGAAGGAGAUAACAAGAGCUCUCGACAACGGCGUCUUAGCAUCUAAUUCAAAAGGAUAUAAUGAAAGAAUUGUGAAGAGUCUCCAUGCGACUGCUCUCAGCUUUAGGCUCCUCAGGCAACGUGGCAGUGACGUCUCUCAAGACGAAAAAAGCAAUUUCAAGGAAUCAUGCCUUGGAAGGGAUGUCAAAGGAAUGUUGAGUCUAUACGAAGCUUCGUAUCUGGGUUUUGAAGGAGAAAACCUCUUGGAUGAGGCCAUGAAAUUCGCAAGAGUGGGUCUCGAGGACUUCAAAAUCCAUGUAAGUAAAAGCGUGGCAGAGCAGAUUCAGCAUGCAUUGGAGGUUCCACUGCACCAUAGAAUGCAAAGACUGGAAGCUUGCCUUGGACCAGAUUAUGACUCAUUUGUCACAUCUGUUACCACUAGAGUUGAACCUCUAUCAAUUGAAGACCUUUACGGUCAUCUCCUAGCUUAUGAAAAGUGA